AUGCAAGGCACCGGUACACAGGUUGGCGAUGUCGCAGAGAUGACUGCAGUUGCCAACGUCUUUGGAGAUGCCGGCCGGACUAUCCCAUUCUCUGUGGGUACAAUCAAGGCUAAUAUUGGACACGCGGAAGCGGGAUCGCUGUACGGGGGCAAGGGUAGCGACCUCUGCGAAACAUCCCCCGUCUUCCGGGACAGCGUUGAUCUUUAUGUCCGCCUCGCCAGAUCAAUGGGCUUCCCACCCUUCCUGGACUUGAUACUCGACCACAGCUUGAAGCCAUCGACCAAGACAACGACCCAGGCACAGCUGGCCACAGUGACUGUCCAGGUCGCGCUGGCUGCAUUCUGGGCCGCGUGUGGCAUCAAGCCGGCGAUGGUCAUGGGGCAUAGUCUGGGCGAAUACUACGCGCUCUACGUCGCAGGCGUGCUGUCCCUUUCCGACAUUCUUUUUCUCGUCGGACAGCGCGCCGCGCUCAUCAUCCCCGUUGCAUCAACUCUCCGGGGUUCACUCAGCCUGCCGGGAGACGCUGCUCGGCCCUGGGUUCCAAGAGACACCGUCUCCGCUCAGUUGCUUCCGGACUAUGAUUCCAACCAAGCAGCUUUUGGAGGAUUCUUUGAAAGCGGGACUUACCUAGCACAGGGAUCCGCGCAGGCCAUUGAAGACGCCAUCUCUUCGUCCGUCAUGCUGAAGAAGGGCACCCAAGCCUACGAGGUACCCGCCAGGUUACAAUGGUACGAAGAAUGCCGAAAGGCCUGA
Colletotrichum destructivum is the source of this 753-nucleotide messenger RNA. RefSeq names its product Putative Acyl transferase domain superfamily, beta-ketoacyl synthase, thiolase. NCBI's taxonomy places the organism in Eukaryota, Fungi, Ascomycota, Sordariomycetes, Glomerellales, Glomerellaceae. The coding region runs from base 1 to 753 and encodes 250 amino acids. Gene Ontology annotation, biological process: fatty acid biosynthetic process; secondary metabolite biosynthetic process. The transcript is spliced from 3 exons. The record is from RefSeq and is a predicted model, not a curated record. Gene Ontology annotation, molecular function: fatty acid synthase activity.